UAGGUGUAAAGAUGAAUAGGAAUAGAAGCUUAAAAGAAAACAGAGCUCGCCGGUCCUAACCUAAUCUACAAGACCAUCCAGUUGAAUCAUCGCCGUCCACGUCAUCCGCAGUUAAAACAUACCGCAAAACCAAUCCUCGUUGUGAGGCAAAUGCAAAUGCAAAUGCAAAUGCAUAUUCGAGCAAAUGAUUGGAUGGAAUUUUCGCCGGUGAGAGAGACGCGAGAAGACAUGGCGGUGGACUGGACUCAGCUCCUCCCUGAACUCCUAGAGACAAUCUCGAAAAGAAUCAAAGUUUACGCCGAUUACAUCCACUGUCGAGCCGUAUGUCGCAAUUGGCGAUCCUCUAUUUCGGGAACCCCCUACCAUCUCCCUCCUCAGCUCCCAUGGCUCAUGCUCCCUCAAUCACAAUCCAACAAAUCUCACCGCGCUUUCUUCGACCUCUCCACCAACAAUUACCACUUCCUCAACCUCCCUGAGGCCUCCCAUCUCAAGCGCCACUGCGGCUCUUCUCACGGCUGGCUCAUACUCCUGGAUGACUCCCCUUUAGUCCUUCUCAUAAACCCUCUUACGCGAGCCAAGUCCACUUUGCCUUCGCUCUCGAGUUUUCCUAAUGUUGUUGGCUUCAAUUACUCCAAUAUCGGUCAAGAAUACACGCUUCAGAACUCGUCGGGCGGUCGUUACACGUGUAGCCUGAGACAAAUGCGUGAUGGUUUCAUCAAGAAAAUCGCUUUAUCAUCCAGUCCAUUGAAGGCGAUCAAUUUCACAGCCAUAGCGAUUCUUAAUCAAACAGGUGAUUUGGCUUACUGUAGUAAUCGAAGCCAAUCCUGGACUAUCAUAGAAAAUGCUCGCUCUUUUUGCGAAGAUGUUAUAUACUUGAAUGGAUUCUUUUACGCGGUCAAUAAAUCCGGCCAAAUUGCAGUUUGUGAUCUCACCGGCUAUUCACCCGAGGUUUCAUUUAUCGAGACUCCGAGCCAAGCUGGUGGUGAUAUGCAGUAUUUGGUUAGUUCAGCAGAUGAAUUAUUAUUGGUAACCAGGUAUUUGGAUCUUGAAUUCCAGGACGAUCAUCCUUUUAUGCAGCAAUAUAUACUCUAUAGAACAAUUCGGUUUGAAGUUUUUAGGCUUGACCGGAGUGGACCACGGUGGGUAAGGGUUAGAAACUUGGGGGAUAAGGUGUUGUUCAUCGGUGAAAAUAGCUCACUGUCAUUGUCAGCUACAGAUUUCUCUGGUUGCAUCGGAAAUUGCAUAUAUCAUACCGAUGAUUAUUCUGAAACUAAUUAUGAUGGCCAUUUUCGAGAACAUGAUUUGGGCAUUUUCAAGUUAUGGGAUGGAAGCAUUGAGGCUUUACCUUGUUAUCCACGGAAUUUUCUUUCUCGAUCACCAUGGCCUCCGCCGAUUUGGAUUUCUCCCAAUCCAUUCUAAUUCCAAGAUUGUUGGAUAUUCAUGAAUGAUUGGAGGUAACGUUUCAACAGGGUAUUGUAAGCAUCUAGAGUUUUCCUAAAUCUUGAAAAAUACAAAUGAAAAAUUUCAUUUAGGUAUCUUGAAAUUGUAUUUGUUUAGAAAAUUCAACGUGUGAGGCUAGAGACAUUCUUAUCUUUGUGAUGAGAGAUUGAGAAUCCCGCAAUGCUUUUCAGAUACAAGUAUCAACGUUGUUGCAAUGAUAGUUUAUUUAGCUUUUA
Messenger RNA from Manihot esculenta (cassava), 1676 nucleotides. RefSeq names its product F-box protein SKIP23. The coding region runs from base 151 to 1419 and encodes 422 amino acids. NCBI's taxonomy places the organism in Eukaryota, Viridiplantae, Streptophyta, Magnoliopsida, Malpighiales, Euphorbiaceae. The record is from RefSeq and is a predicted model, not a curated record. The transcript has 2 exons.